AUGUUAUACAUUGUAGUUAAUUUGUGGUAUAAUUCUAUAUUAGGCCCUGUUGAUGGAAAGUUAGCUGAAUUUAGUAAGGCUGUUUUUGAGGAACUCUCAAGCCUUCGAGAGUUCAUAGAUGUUUCUGUGAUGAGUGUUAUGAAGGUGAUAAACAGGAAGUACGAUGUGGACGAGUCAAAGUUUGCUGGUAGUUCAACCAAAAAUAAUGACCAACAACAACGAGAGAACAACCAGCAAUUUCAGUUCAAUAUUGGUGAUCAAGUGCAUGCAAGCACAAGCAAUACAGCUGCAAUUUCUCCGGAACAUGUUCAAGCACAUUUUGACUUAUAUCCUGAUUUUCAAGAAGCAGCUGGGGCAUAUAAAGCAGCUGAAGUUUCAACAGAACAUCUCCAAGCACAUGUUGAGGAAGAACCAGAAUUUGAAGAAGUAGCUGAGGCACAACAAGCAGAAGCUGAAGUUUCUCCUGGAGGUGUGCCAGCAAUGGUUGAGGAAGAACCAGGAUUUCAGGAAGGAGCUGAGGUAGAAAAAGCAGAUAUUGAAGAUAACGUUCUACAGUCGCCAAUUCACGGUGUGACUGUGAAUGAAGUUGUUCCUGAAGGUUCAGGCAUUGACAAGAAAGGUCUGACAUUGGAUGACUUUGAGUUGCCAGACAACUUAACACAAUUGGUCAUGUAUGUCGAGCCCAUACCAGAUGAAGCAACCCCUAUUCAUCCGGGUAGAACCAGGCAACCGGGGAAACAUGCACGAUCACCUUUCACACCUCUGAAUAGUUCUGGAGGCAGCACCUCUGUCGGACCUAAAUUUUUGUACCUCAAGCACCCUUUCACAACUGUUAUAGGUGAAAAUGUAGAUGCUGAUUUGAUAGAAAGGUUAACCAACUGGUUAUACCUUCGUAGUGACAAAGUAUCUAAGAGGAGGAAAGAAUACUUCUCCAAAAAGGAUAAACAAAUCAAGCCUUGGUUAGACUUUGGUUGUGAAAAGGUGGAUAAGAAGGACUGGUUUUAUGCCCUUGCUCACCCAGGACAAGUCAUCAAUAACACG
Nicotiana attenuata is the source of this 1041-nucleotide messenger RNA. RefSeq lists its product as uncharacterized. The transcript has 8 exons. The annotation marks the transcript as partial. The record is from RefSeq and is a predicted model, not a curated record. NCBI's taxonomy places the organism in Eukaryota, Viridiplantae, Streptophyta, Magnoliopsida, Solanales, Solanaceae.